AUUGAGGGAGGACCGUUUCUUCUUCCUCUUCUCUUUCUCUAUAAAACCGGUCCCUCUCCCCUCUCCUUCCUCACGUUUACACACAACUCUCCACUUCCCUUGCUCUUAUCCCUGCCGAAUUACCCUCUCUCCUUCCCAAGACUUUCACUCUCUCACCAUGAAGAAGACCAUCUCCAAGGUCUCCAAGAUCUUCAACGGCAGCAAAAAGCCUAAGGAGGAUGAGAGUGUCUCUUCCAUCACCCCUGCGCAAUUGGGGGAGAUGAGGGGAGUCAUUCCUCCUGAUUAUGGCGUCCAGGAAGCCGUGGGUAUUACUUUGGAGCGCAAUCCUGACAUUUCCCGCCGACUGGUCAUCCACUAUGACUCGGUUAGGAUGGGAUGCCGCUUUCCUCUCCAUCCCCUCUUGAUCGAACUUUGCAACCGCUACGCCAUACCUCCCGGUCAGAUUUCCUCGAACUCCCACGAGAGUCUUUUUGGCUUCUUGGCGCGGUGUCACAAGAGAGGCAUCCAACCCACUCUGAAGCUCUUCCUCUCUUUCUUCCGUCCACAUAAAUAUGACAGUGAGUUGGGCCGGGGAUACGUGAGUUUCACGGCCCGGACCGAUAAGCAGUUUUUGGACGGCCCUGUUGACAAACUUGAUGACUGGUUCCGGCGCUUCUUCGUGGUGGUAGUCCCGGAGAACCUCCCCUUCCCCAAUGUGUGGCGAAAGAAGGAAGAUAAAUUUCCUUCUCAUACCUUUCCUCCGCGUGACUCGGAGCUUGAUGGGAUCUACCGUCUCCUUCUCAAGAACGGCUAUCCGGUUCCCCGAGCGCUUCUCUUCAAGGAUUCAAAUCUCCGGGGUCUCGGAUAUUGGGUGUCCCCUGAUACUCCUCUUCAAGAGCCGUCGGGAAACACAACUUCCUCUUGGGUUCCUCCUUUCAGGAGCACCCGACUCCGCCGGCGAUCUUCUCGAAGGGAUCCUUCCCCGGAGGAGGACACCGAGGGCGAAGAGGCUGGAUCCGUGACCGGGACCCAACCUGUGCUACUUGCCGACCACCCUCAUCUUUCGAAAGAGGUGGCAGUCGAGGAAGUUUCUGACGACGACGGCCUCUACGACUUCCCUCCCGGGACCUUGAGGGGGUCCGGUCUUAUCCCCGGUGUUCCCCAUACUCCUCUUUUUGGCAGGGGGGCCCCUCCUUCUGCCCAGUUCAUGGGCCCGUUGGGUUCCCAUCCUCAACUCACUGGGACCUUUCCCAUUGGGCGCACCACUGGUUCACAGGGUGUUAGAAUAAGUGACCAACGCUAGAGGGGGGGUGAAUAGCGUUUGAUCGUAGAAAUCGCAGGAAUAAAAAAUUAAGAACGUGAAAAAAUAUUGGCUUCUCAUCGAUGUUUAGACUCAACCAUCGCUGGUAAGCCAAUUUUCCUUCAGUUUUGAAGUCAACGGUCGCCUACCCAUCGAUGGGUACAAGCUUCCCAUCGCUGGGUGGGAGGUUGACUUCCAAACAAGGAAAGAAUCAACCUUUAAUGACCACCAACGGUCAUGCCUUCCCAUCGAUGGUAUACCCUUACCAUCGCUGGGUUCCCAUCGAUGGGACAGGUUUCCCAUCGCUGGGCAAGGUCGUUCUGCCUUGUGUUAAUUUUGCACCAAGGCUUGAACAGCGAUGGGUAGAACUUCCCAUCGCUGUUUGGCAUGGUUCUGGAAAUUUGUUUGGCUAAGGGACCGCUUACCCAUCGAUGGGAAGAUCUUCCCAUCGCUGGGUGGGUGGUUAGUCAGGAACCCAUGGUUUUUGCCUUAACCACGGCCUAGCCAACCGAUGCGAAAACCGACCGAAAAAUUCAAAGUUCUCCAAAAUAAAAACCAAGUGUUUAG
Messenger RNA from Cuscuta campestris, 1846 nucleotides. The record is from the annotation of a GenBank genome assembly. Lineage: Eukaryota; Viridiplantae; Streptophyta; Magnoliopsida; Solanales; Convolvulaceae.